CAAUCCAGAACCCUUCCUGCCGAGCUUCAUGUCGAGCUUGCAUUCAUCAGUAGACUUUAAAAUUGGAUGUCUCUCAGCUCCCCUGCCUUCUAUUAGAUCACUAUACAGAAUGUCAUGUGGAAGUCGACCUUCUUGCAUUCUGUGAACAAGACCAAACCAGCCAAGGUGCCUGCUGCUGAUAACAGCUCAGAUGCCCUGGCACCAGGCUCUUCCCCGGACUUCCUGGUUGUUUACUUCAUCUUUCCAAUAGCUGUACGACGUGGCAACGAUAUAUUGGUCUAAACUGCCCACAGGUUGUGACGUUGCAGAAGAGCCAAAACAAUGCUACCGACUGAUCAACUUCACAUUCAAUUCGGCACUCCAGGACCCCCAAACAGAAUCAGACGUAGUGCUUUAUAAUAGAGUCCAAAGAUAAGAGUGGCACACUUUAUUACCUAAUACACGUUGGAGAGUAACCUACAGAGGGAAAAUUUAUCAACCUUGUUCUCAGAUGACUGAACACGUAGAUACCCAGACCAAAAGGGCAAGGGCAGACUAUGCGACACGUCAGUAAUUCACUAUGGUCUUACAGGGAGACAACCCUUACGUUGUGGAAGUAAAAUUAUGCCACCUGUCUUUGUACAGGCACGACAAGAGUAGCCUGCUUCUGAAAUCCAAACACAAAGUCGCCAUGGAAGACAACCCAAACAAGCUGCCGCUGGUGGAGCCACAUCCCUUUACCAAGCGGUGCUGGAGAAGGGAGAAAAGUCUGCCGGUAUUUUACGAGAAACAAGAGAACUCUGCCUUCAACUCACCCUCGUACGGGCUUUCAGAGUUGACCAUGAAAGCGACAAGCCUGUUAAAAUGUCUUGAGUCUGAAUCUCCGAACACAGGAAUAAACAACGAAGGGGUGUCUCCGAAGAAGACCAGCGCCCACCCGAAAGCUGAAUUUCCAUACAGUCAGGUACAGCCGUGGAGAAGUCAUGACUUAAUCCCCAGUUUUAUCACCAGGUCGGAAAGGACCAAGACAUCGCUCCACAAAAGGAGUGAAGAAGAGGAACGCCAGGAGCUUCUCAGCAGCUCCACCAACGAUGCACUCCAGCAUCGCGUCAACAAAAUGAAAAUCAUGGGCGGACGUUUGCACCAUCGAAUUCAGAAGCGACAACUUCUGUAUCUGAACCCGAUGGAUGGUUAUCGGUAUCAAGACGACAGGCCACCUGUCACGUCACUCAGCGAUCCCGGGACGUGGAAAUCCAAACCUGACAAUUCGACUCGUAAAACCGCCUUCAGCCUCUUUGACUCCCCCUUUGUGGAGACGCCUCAGAAGUUUCACUGGAAGUUAGGAGCUGCCAAAAACGCCCUUGAAAUUAUGAACAAAUGUGGCACCCCGACUAAACUAGAGAGAAACCUGAAAAAGGAACUGACCAUGAACUUGGAACGUCUAAGACGCGACCACAGCUUGCUGCACAGCUAUUUGGUCAGCCCGGCUCAACAUUUCUCCCUCAGUGAUAAAAGGUGCACCCCAGGAGAACGCCUCCUCAGCAUUGCACGCGAGGCCAAUACUUCCAAGAAAGUAAAGCACAAAGCUGAAGGGAUGCAUUCAAACGCUUUGCUAAUCAAAAUUCCUGGAGACAGUGAUGUCAAUUCCUUGGUGACCAUUACCAAAUGCCAAACUGAAAGAAGUAAUGUCAUUGAGCCUAAGAUGAAACAGAAAGUAACCACAAAGGAUAACAAUGACAUCGAACACUUACAAAUCAAUGCGCAUCUUGAUCAUGACACCACACAUUCCAAUGAAGAGUUCAACAGCGAGGCUAUUCAACUACCAAAAAGAGAUGAGAGUCCGGAAAUAAGCUCAGAGCGUACCCAAAAUGUUUUCGUUCAAAGCGAAACAAAAUCCGAAGAAGCUGAAAUAAUUCCUGACUCUGCUAACAGCGAAGAUGUUGCUGAAGCAGAUCCUUUAGAAAGAAAUAAAGAAACUUCUGCAUUGCUAUCCAAAGGACGAAGUCAAUCUGCUGAUUUGCUGGACAGAAAGAAAUUCUAUAAUAAGACCUCUGAUGAUUCGACCUCAAUUUCGCCCGAAGAUGUGAACAGAACGAAUGACAUGGACUCACGCAAUGACAAAUCUGUCUUACAGGAAACAGAAACUACCACAGAGUAUUUAGAAAAGAUUAUGAGUACCGCAGACACGCCCACUCUGAAACUACAAGAAGAACUGACAUUGGGAGAGUCUCACAUCGACGGUGAUGUCAUUGUAGUGAAAGCACGUAGUGACAACCUGGGCAUCACAUCAGUUUCCUGAGUACUUUCCUUUAAACACUUUUCUAUUUAUGUUAAUCUACAAAGCUGUUGCUGGACUAUAAUUUAUGUUUAGUUUGACGAGCUUUGUAUUAUAUGUAUAAAUUAUUUCCAUUUUAUUGCGUUUAUGUUGUAUAAAGAGUCUUCAAAUCAACAAUUCAAUGCUCAUAGAGAGAAGAUAAUAUCACAAGGGGGGGGGGGGGGUAUCAUCACUAUGACACACGUAGAAGUUUUGAAAUCCUGUUGGUCUUAAAAUCAAAGAAAAUGUUUGGACCUAUUUUUAAUGCUCUGAAACAUCAACACUUGGUAAAAAUAGUUUGAUAAUUGCUGGCAGUUCUUUUUUCUUGGCUACUUAAUCCCCAAGGAUCUACGUGGUCGUCAGGUUUCACUAGAAUGGGGGAUCCAUAAACUUGAAAUGAUCUGCGAGAUGAGAAAUAAUCACUCACUAGCCGAAAAAAGCUUUAUUAUAUUUAUAAUAAUAUGUAUAUAUAUAAUCAUAAAGUAAAGCAAAGUUCCUCUUUUAGACCUAUGUUAGACGAUGUUAAGAUCAUCAGUUUUGAUAUAUAUAUACACCAAAAAGUGAAACUCCUUCCACCUACGCUGUCUAAGGAGUAACCAUGAGGUGCGUUGGUCCGACCACAUACCAGGCACAGAAAUCUUACAGCUGUCCAACAUGAACAGUGUCAAUGCGACAGUAAAAAGGUCCCAACUUCGAUGGGUGGGACAUGUAGUCCGCAUGCCAGACUAUCGCCUGAGAAAUGAGAAUGAGAAAUGUGCUCAUCUUCGAUCACGAAGGAGGAGCUCUAUAUAUAUACACAUGAAUAAGCUGAAUGUUUGAUUUACUUUGUUAAAUUUACUAGCAGUAUUAUUGUUGUUAUUUUUUUUUUUUUGUUUUUUUUUUCAUUUUAUAAAAUUGACAUCAUAUUGUAUAUCUGUUUGUAAAUAAAUUGAACUAUCCAUUCAUUA
This is a messenger RNA of Biomphalaria glabrata, 3240 nucleotides long. RefSeq lists its product as uncharacterized. Bases 560 to 2278 code for a protein of 572 amino acids. The record is from RefSeq and is a predicted model, not a curated record. The transcript has 3 exons. Lineage: Eukaryota; Metazoa; Mollusca; Gastropoda; Planorbidae.